Caenorhabditis elegans is the source of this 932-nucleotide messenger RNA. RefSeq names its product NADH dehydrogenase [ubiquinone] 1 beta subcomplex subunit 10 (gene ndub-10). The coding region runs from base 2 to 784 and encodes 260 amino acids. The transcript has 3 exons. The record is from RefSeq and is marked reviewed. NCBI's taxonomy places the organism in Eukaryota, Metazoa, Nematoda, Chromadorea, Rhabditida, Rhabditidae. Gene Ontology annotation, cellular component: mitochondrial inner membrane; mitochondrion; respiratory chain complex I.
UAUGGGUGAAGGCUUAGUGGAGCAACGUCAAGCUGACGAUAAAGCAUCUUGGGAUGCUUACUGGAAAGUUCGUGAUAUCGAUUCACGAGGAUCCAUCUACCCACGAUUCCGUUAUUAUGCCCAUAAGGCUUUCGACGCCCCAGCAACUUGGUUCAGAGAGACUAUUGUGCAACCACUCAACAACAAGAACCGUCUACCCUACUAUCACCGUCAACUUACACGUGUUCCGGAAAUCGACGAAUGCGGAGUGAACGACAAGGCCUGCUUCUACGAAGCCAAUGAGCAGUACCGUCUUGAUAAAAUGGUCGAUGGAUUUAUUCUGCAAACCCUCCGCCAACGUGUUGAUCGGUGUAUGCUUUACAACAAUCCUGAUCAUUCACCAUGUGCCAAGGUUAUUGAGGAUAUGGAAGAGAAUGAGUUGAAUUUCUUCAUGAAAUACGGAGAGUUGGGAGGAGAAUCCGAUGUUCGUGAUGCUUAUAUGAAGCAGAAGCAUCGAAUGAUCUGGGAACGACGUCAUCCAGAGAUUAUGGAUGAGCGUGCAGCUAAGCUUGCUGAUCAUAAAGCACGACUUGCUAAUGGAGAGUUUGACUAUUCAUUCUGGAAGAAGGGAAUGUUCUAUCAAGACAAGAAGAACUAUGAGCCACCAUAUGAGUUCCAAAUGAGCAAGUCAGCACUCGAGGGUGACAAGCCAUUGUCCAAGGAUUGGGAAUACUACAAGAAGGUCUCACAAGACCCAGAAUUCGACAAGGAUCAAGGAAAGAAGUCCGACUUCCGUCUCUUCUAAUUCUACGCUGUCAAUCUUUUCUUUUUCAAUGAAAUUUUUUAGAACGAAUUGUGUUGAGUUUUCUUAUUCCGUCGUAACAACUUUUUUUUCUUUUUCAUGUUGCGUUCUUUUAUUCCAUUCAGAAAGUGAAUAAAUGUAGAUUGUUUGA